Molecule: messenger RNA, 1368 nt
Organism: Aphidius gifuensis
Lineage: Eukaryota; Metazoa; Arthropoda; Insecta; Hymenoptera; Braconidae
Gene: O-fut2
Product: GDP-fucose protein O-fucosyltransferase 2
Biological process (GO): protein O-linked glycosylation via fucose
Molecular function (GO): peptide-O-fucosyltransferase activity
Source: RefSeq, a predicted model, not a curated record
UUUGUUGAUAAACAAAAUGACAUGUCAAUGAUAUUCAAGUUACUUAAUAUAUUUUUUAUAUUAAAUAUUAUUUAAACAAUGUAUUUAUAUAAUUUUUAUAAUAUUUUUAUACAAUUAUUAUUAAUUAUAAUUGUUGUUGCUGAGUUUGAUGAGCCAGGUUAUUGUCCAGCAACAAAUGAUGAUAGCACAUCAGACAAAUGUGCUGAAAACAAAUAUUUGUCUAGUAAAAAAAGAUAUAUUUUAUAUGAUGUUAAUCCACCAGAAGGAUUUAAUCUACGAAGAGAUGUUUAUGUCAGAGUAGCAGUAUUUAUAAAUAAAUUAAAUAAAUCUAAUGAUAAAUUUAAAUGGAUUUUAGUUCUACCACCAUGGGGUAAAUCAUAUCAUUGGAGAAGUCAGAGCAUUGGUGAUCAAUCAAAAAUACCAUGGAGUCAAUUUUUUGACAUUAAAAGUUUAAAUAAAUUUAUACCAGUCAUUGAAAUGUAUGAAUUUUUAAAAGAAUAUAAAUCUGAAAAUCAAGUUACAAUAUUAGAUAGAAUUUAUUAUUUACAAAAUGAUCCAAAGAUGUUUGAAAGUGGUGAUUUUCAUGAAAGAAAUAUCAUUGAAAAGUGCAUUGAUAAUCGUGGUGGAUAUAGAAAAAAUUAUAAUGAUAAAUUUAUUGGUAAUUUUUGGGGAUAUCAAAAUAUAUCUGCUGAUAAAUUUGACUGUGUUACAUUUCAUGGAACAAUGUCUGGCUUGAAAAAAAAUUUACAGCCAGAUUUAUACAGAUCUUUUAUGUUUGACCAUAUGGAAAUUCCACCUCAUGGAUCAAAUAUUAUUCAAAAAUCAUAUCGUGAAAAAUAUUUAAAUUCAACUGAUGAUAAUGACAAUACAAAAAGACCAUUCAACUGGCAAGAUGAAAAAGAACAUAGAAAUUCAAUUGGUGGUCCAUAUUUGGCAGCUCAUCUUCGUCGACGUGAUUUUGUAAAUGGACAUAGUAAUUAUGUACCGUCAAUAAAUAAUGCAGCAUCACAAUUAGAUGAAAAAAUGAAAGAAUUUAAUCUUAAAAAUAUAUUCAUUGCAACAGAUGCUGACAGCCAAGAAUUUGAUAAAUUAAAAAAUUAUUUAUCCAAGUAUAAUGUAUUUAAAUACACACCAACGAGUGUUGAAUUAAAAAAAAUUAAAGACGGUGGAGUUGCAAUUGUUGAUCAAAUAAUUUCUUCACAUGCAAGGUAUUUUGUUGGAACUCAAGAGUCAACAUUUACAUUUAGAAUUCAAGAAGAACGUGAAAUUAUUGGCUUUCCAACAAGUACAACAUUUAAUAUCUUUUGUGGUGAUAAAAAUUAUAAAAAAAACUGUAAACCUGAGAGUCAAUGGAAAAUCAAAUGGUAA